Messenger RNA from Cynoglossus semilaevis (tongue sole), 3276 nucleotides. Its product is annotated as TNF receptor-associated factor 2-like. The record is from RefSeq and is a predicted model, not a curated record. NCBI's taxonomy places the organism in Eukaryota, Metazoa, Chordata, Actinopteri, Pleuronectiformes, Cynoglossidae. The transcript has a single exon. Bases 2689 to 3003 code for a protein of 104 amino acids.
AUUUAUCAUUUAUUUUUUUAUAAAACAAUCCCACACUGCUCAGUGAUCGCGCCCACUCUUUAGCCCUCGAGGGGGUAAUCAUGGCUGCACAGGAACCUUCUCCACCACCGUCUCUGGAAGGUAACAAGCCGGGAUUUCCAAAGAAAAGAAGAAGACAAGCAUUUAUGCAAUUCGUGCCAGAAGAUUCUAAGGAGGCCGCUGCAAGCGCAGUGCGGUCAUCGCUUCUGCAGCUUCUGCUUUAACAAAAUAGUGAGGUAAGUGCUGUCAUGGUGAACCGCUAGAGCUGCAGCUAAGAAUCUUUACUGACCCUCAUCACUCAUGUUCCAUGUCAACGACAGUUCCGCUAAUAAAUACAACACACGUCACCCAUGAAAUAACUUCGGCUGCUAUUUUUAUUGCAACCAUUUACAGGAUUUUUCGUCGUGCACUUUAUCUAAAGAGCAUUUAUAAAUUGUAAUCUGUAAAUUGAUUAUUCUUAAAGGACAUUAUUAAAAAUAAGUUAUUCGUUUUCACUGUUGCAAACAACACGGCGUGAUAUCACUAUUGAAUACAUUCUCAAAUCCAAAAAACUUUAAAUAAUAAAAAAGUGUGAUUGUCUUCUAUAAAACUGUAGAUUUAACGAUCAUAAAGUAAUCAUUAACAUUCCAGCUGAAACAACUUAAGUUACGAUCGUGUGGAAAAUAUUCACAAAGUUCUCCAGUUCACCACAGGAUAAAUCCGUACAUGGACUGUACAACAGCCCCCCUCCAGACCCAUGGUGUAUUAACAGUAUCCAGUUAACCUAGUCUGGCAUGUUUUUGGGCUGUGUAAAAAAAAAAAUAAAAAUAAAAAUAAAAAAAAUGGGGAAACGUCAACUCCAUACAUUAACUACUUGGGUGCGAAUCAGUGACCUUCCUGCCGUAGGGCAAGGCCACUUGCCAAUCUUCCACUGUGGGAGCCAAAAGUUUUACAAUAAAAACAAACAAACAAAAAAAAACCCUUUAUUGCCAUCUCUAAGUUUCUCUAAGCAACACCAGCUCUCUUUGUUUACAUCAACGUUUGUUUUCUCUCCUUAUAAGUUCUGGACCACAGAAUUGCAAUGCUUGCAUCAAAGAAGACUUGUUUGAGGAGCCAGCAUCUAUUCUUAAGCAAGGGGGUGUAAGUAUGUAUAUAUGUGUGUGUGUGUGUAUGUAUUCUAGUCUCUAGAAAGACAGUAAGAUAUGUCUAAAUAACCAAUCGAGUCCAAUCUGACCAUUGUAAAUGGAGAUGACAGGAAGAAGAUAAUAUGGUCUGAUGAGUCUGAACAAGAACUCUUUGACCAUAUACAUGUUGGCUGUGCUUGGAGAAGGAAUAGAAAUACAAGGGAGGAAACAAGGAGUGGAUGGAAACAAAUGUUAUAAAGACAAAUAGGAAAAUAUUUUAGUUUUAGGAAGAACUUCAGCAGCCAGGAGCAGAACUGGGUCUUGGUUGUGUCCCUGCAGUAAAACUCCCUGGGUAACUUAGCAUGGUGCAUGUUUAAGUAUAUGUGUGUGAUUAUACUGACUGGUGUUUCUGCUUUGUGUUAGGCGUUCCCAGACAAUGCAGCUCGCAGAGAGGUGGAAGCGUUGGCUGCUGUCUGUCCAAAUCAGGGCUGCACAUGGAUAGAAACCAUCAAAGAAUUUGAGGUGAAUGCUAAAGCUACAUUUACAUUGUUAUAUAUUUGACUUUUAAUGUGCCUGAAUCAGUGGAAAUUUGAAUUGUAUAAACAUUAUAUGUAUUAAUAAUAGGCUCAAAAACAUUAAGGUGAGACAGUACUUCUGUCAAGGCGCAAUCGACAAAAGAAUCAGGAAGUAGGUUUGUUUUUUAACCCUGUCUGGGUUCAUGUGUCUACAGAUUAGUGGUUCACAACUUUUCUUGGCUUCUCACCUCAUUUUGAUAUCACAAAUUUCUGGCGACCCCUUGAGACAUUUUAGUAGCGGUCACUCAAUUCACAUUAAUGAAUGUGUAAGAAUGCAGUUGUUUAAGAUUGUGUGGUGCUUUUAAUCAUAAUUCUAAAAAGAAUAAAAAGUGUUAUUUAUCAAUAUUUCUUUUUAAUCAAUUACAAGACAGUUCCGACUACCUCCUUUGAAUUUCAGGCGACCCCAAGGUUGAAAACCACUGCCAUAGGUGAAAACCAAGAAGUGGUGUUCUAGAUGAUUGGGUCAUCAGAUACUGUACAUGUUUACUGGUUUCUUUACCUUCACAGGGCAGAGCUCUGUUUAGUUCUCGUGAUCUGUCCUUUUUUUCCAGGCUCAUGAUGAAAUCUGUCCCAAGUAUCCCAUGAUCUGUGAAGGCUGUGCGAAGAAAAAGAUUCCUAGAGAAAAGGUAUUCACUGAAGCACCACUGUUUCCUGAACGUCAUAAACCACGUCUCUGUGAUCUACAGAUUGUUAAUUCUUCUCCUUUCUAUCAUUUGUUCUCUACAGUACGUGGACCACAUUAAGUUCUGCAGUAAAUUUAAAUUUCCUUGCAGGUUCCAUGUUUUUGGCUGUGAUUUGUCUGUAAGUAAACAUUUACCUUUGAGAAACUUUAAGGACGUUUGCACAUUUUGUUUAUCACGAACACACUAUAUACACUAUAAAACUACACUUAAAAAACCCCAAACUUUUGUUUUUCUCCAUGAAAGGUGGAGAAGGAAAAGAUCAAUGACCAUGAGCGUCAGUGUUCCUAUGAACACCUCAACCUGCUCGAGAUGAGCUACCUGGAAGGAAGUGUGAAUACUGGAGCUGUUGGUGGCAGCAGUGCAGCUCUGGUUCAAGCUGCCUGUGCUCCAACCAUGACCACCUCCUUCAUUCCGUUUCCCACAGCUUUGGCCGCUGCACUGGAGCUGCAACUCCAGAGUGAGAAGACCAAGGUGGUGGAGCUGAAAGUCAGCAUGUUUGAGAACAUUGUCUGCGUCCUCAACAGGGAGAUGGAGUGCUCCUGCGCUACCAUGGAGGCCUACAACCGACAACAUCAGCUGGACCUGGAUAAGAUCGAGAUCCUCAACAACAAGGUGACAGAGUGACAUCAUCUCUAAUGAUGUACAGUAUUUUCCGGACUAUAAAUCAUACUUUUUUUCAUCCUUUGCCUGGGUUUGCGACUUAUACUCAGGUGCGAUAUAUAUUAAAAUAUAUAAUUUCGUUAUUUUCACACUGACAGCCACUAGAGGGCACUCUAGCUGGCUGGUGUGACUUAUACUCUGGCACGACGGUACUUAGUGGUUUUUAUUGCGGGCAGUAUUGGUGUAUUUAAAGAUGAAAAUGGAAGUGUUCAUGUGCUGCUGCUAAUCACCAGUUCC